This is a messenger RNA of Pyricularia oryzae 70-15, 3522 nucleotides long. Its product is annotated as cytochrome P450. The record is from RefSeq and is a predicted model, not a curated record. Bases 1238 to 2842 code for a protein of 534 amino acids. The transcript is spliced from 4 exons. Lineage: Eukaryota; Fungi; Ascomycota; Sordariomycetes; Magnaporthales; Pyriculariaceae. Gene Ontology annotation, molecular function: iron ion binding; heme binding; oxidoreductase activity, acting on paired donors, with incorporation or reduction of molecular oxygen.
GUCCACUGUGCCAUGCGUAGGUAGCACCGCAGGUCGAAAUAGAAGCCGAGCAUGUCAUUCAGCUCCUUUCAAAUCCCAAGCGGGAUCAUUUGAUAUAUACUUGUACUCUCGGAAGCCCUGAAUCUUCUGCAAUCCUGUGUUUUACGAGGCACCACCGACGCCUCUGUCUUCAAAAGCUUUGCCCCGCAAGGCUGUGGCACAGCAAAUGUACGUUCGGAUAUCCACUUGCAGGACAGGAACUAUUGAGUAAAAGUUCCUUUUCGAUCAACCCGGGUCACAGAACCAUCAAAGGAUUUUCCUUUCAGCCUGUCUAUUGAUUUGGCAACCAACAGAGCGACAGGUGUGCCUAUCACAGUCACCCCGGAAAACAUACAACCAAUCACGCCGACGGAACCCACUCACAACAGAAAGCUACGGACUUCCCCAACACACCUCUUCCAGGCCCCCUGACAUCCCACCGGGUAACUCCAAGGGCUCUCAUGUCAGCCCUAUCGAUUUAUACAUGUCCUGGCUUGGGCAAGUGUAACCUGCCAUCCAUAUCUUGGUAGCCGAUUUCCCAUAUCACAUCAAAUGAACUGGUUCUAUUGGCCAGCACCCCUGUGCUGGUGGCCUUUUUGCUUACAGAUACUACACCAGCUUUCGAGCCUCAGCUAUGAAAGGAUAUCACAAAAUUCUUCCACUUGCACAUGAUCUCACGCGCCUUUCUUGACCCCCAACGGUUCGCCUCGCACUACACCCAAAGGGGUGGAAGAUGCAAGGGUCUUUUUUUUACGCGAGAAGGACUCUGUUACGAGCUUCCUCCGGAACGAUGGUGUGUUGGUGUAAUCGUAUGAUACGAUACGGGCUUUUUGGUGGAACCCUUGCCAUCAGGCCGGAAUCCGAAAUGAGCACCCCGAAGGAAGGGUCUGACUCUAUCGUCGGUGUCCUCUUGGAUGGUCUGGACGACCUCCCCAUGACAAACGAACUGAUGUGGGAGGGGUUUUGGAGAAGGCCGGUGGGAGCUGCUGGCGGCGUAGUUGUCGGUAUGGCGGCAGUUGUGGAUACUGCGAUGUCCUCUCGAAGAUGUAGCUGGGAGGAAGCGGCGCGUAGCCUCUUUGGGAAGGGGAUUUGCCGUACUGCUCAGAUCAUCCUGGAAUAAAAGACACAGGUGGAAGAUCUCUUUUUUGUGAAAAGUGCCCAUCACUCUCGAGCUCUCAUCUCAUCUGAUUCUUUGGUGGUCCCAGAGUAUACAGUCAACAUGGAGCAGAUAGUCUUGCUACUUUGUUACCUGGCUCUGCCAACCAUAUUCCUCACAGUGGUGAGGCAUGCACUAUCUCUUGUACAGAAGAAGCCAAACUCGGUGGCCAAGUUCCCCGGCCCAAAGCAGUACCCUAUUGUGGGGCGCAUACACGACCUGCCUCGCUUCUCGCUCUGGCUCAAGUUCAAGGAGUGGGCCGAUAUCCACGGCCCGAUAUACCAGACCAGGGCUGUGGACAACACAUUCAUCAUCAUAUCCGAUGAGAAGAUUGCCGAAGAGCUGCUGGUCAAGCGCGGUCACAUAUACUCUGGCCGGCCGCAGAUUCGUGCUCUGAUCGGACACAAGGAGGGGCCUGUGUAUGUGGCUCUGAUGGACCGUCAUGACAGCUGGACCCAGCAGCGCAAAUGGGUGCACGCCGCCAUGGCCGAGGCGUACCGCAACCGCUUCUACGGGCACGUCGAGUCCGAAACGAAGCGGUACCUGGCGAUGCUCCUGCUGGACCCGUCGCGGUUCCUCUGCCACACGCGGGAGCACUGCGGGCGGGUCAUGAGCCGGCUGGCGUGGGACCAGGCGCAGCAGGGGGCGGAGAACGGGCGCAGCGCCGACGAGACGCUGCACUGCAUGUCGGUGUCGGGCCCCAUCGUCAACACGGUCUCGCCGCUGUGGCAGCUGCCCUGGGCGCUGAACCCCUGGUGGCGCAACGAGGUCCGCCGCGAGUCGGUCCAGCGCGCCUGGUGGGCCGGCAACUACCACGUCGCGCGCCGGCGGUUCCUCGAGGGGGACCUGCCGGCCGACACGUGGGCGCAUCGCUACUUUGACCAGCUGGCGCGGGACGGGAACGAUGCCUUGGAGCAGAGCCCCGAGCAGGUCGACUUUGCGAGCUGCAUGCUGGGGUUUUUCAGCCUCGUCGGCGCCGUCACCAUCUCGGGCCCGCUCAAGUUUUUCCUCAUGGCCAUGGCGCUGCAUCCAGAGUGGCAGCGGAGGGCGCGGGAGGAGGUCGACAGGGUGUGUGGGGAUCGCAUGCCUACCGUGGACGACUUUGCGGCGUUGCCGACGGUGAGGGCCGUUUUGAAGGAGACGGUGCGUUGGCGCUCGGGGGUGCCGCUGGGUGUGCCGCAUCAAGCCGAACAAGACGAUGUUUUCCGAGGAGUGCCCAUCAAAAAGGGCACCAUUGUCCUGGCGUGCGAAUGGAGCCUCAACCGAGUCCCAGAAAAGUACCCCGACGGGGACAGCUUCCGGCCCGAACGCUGGCUGGAGCCCGGAUGGCCGACCUUCCAGGAGCCGCUGAGCAAGUACCCCAACUUCCGCAACGGGCACGGCAUGCACACGUUCGGCUGGGGGCGGCGCACGUGCCUGGGGCAGAACAUAGUCGACGACGAGAUGUUUGUGUUUGCGGCGGCCGUGCUGUGGGGGUUCGACAUGGCGCAAAAGCUGGACCGGCGCACCGGCGAGCCCGUGGCCAUCGACACGCAGGCCACCAACAGUCACGUCAUCCUGGAGCCGUUGCCGUUCGAGAUGGCGUUCAAGCCGAGGAGCGAGGCCAGGGCCGCGGGCAUCUUGAGGGGGUAUGAGGAGGUCAGAGCCGGGCUGCGGGUUGUGGACUGAUGUCGCCUUGCUGACCGGGUUGGGAUAUUGUAUUAUUGGGUUACUACUAGGGUGGACGUUUUGAGGGAUGAACUGUAUCUAUCUUUUGGGUAAGCCGAGAGCAACAGGCCCAACUUGAUUGUCAAUCCGGACUCUUUGACAUUUUCCAUCCCUGGCUCUGAACCACUGCGUCGGAAUCGUGCAGGGAUGAACGAUGGGCUUCUCUGAAAAGGCUUUCUUGGUUGAAAGUAUACCAGGUACCACGUGCUGCAGUAUACAUGGACGAAUUAUAGGAUGGAUACGAGGCGAGUCGCUCUGACUUGGUAGCAAUCUUUCGUAUAACAAUCCUGUUUGUCUGUCUCCUGCAGGUGUCUCGUAGGACAUUGGCAAGUUGCGUGACUGGCGGCCUUCAGAGCACUGCCUCGUUCAACAUCAUUCCGACGUUGAGGAAAGUUGACACUACGGUAGCAGUCCAGACCUAGACUUUGUCGUUGCAGGCCAUGCUUUUGAUACAGAUCAACUUACCAAGCAUUUACGAGGUUUGACAAACAGGAUUUGCCAACAAGUCCAAAAAUAUGCGGUUCCCAAUGUGGAACUCGUACUCCAAUUUCGGGAGGCUUUCCUGACAUAGUAAUCGUCCUUGGAAUCUUCAUUGGAUCGGCACAUGGGGGCUUUGGCGUGCGAAGCUUUGCUAGAAGUAG